AUGGUGCCCCCGAAGCGACACAUCCUCAAUUGCUUGGUCCAGAACGAGCCCGGUGUGCUGUCCCGAGUGUCUGGCAUUCUAGCCGCUCGUGGCUUCAACAUUGACUCCCUCGUCGUAUGCAGCACCGAGGUCGAGGAUCUUUCACGGAUGACAAUUGUCCUCACUGGUCAAGAUGGCGUAGUAGAGCAGGCUCGACGGCAACUAGAAGACCUUGUUCCUGUUUGGGCAGUCCUCGAUUACACAAAUGCUCCGCUAGUCCAGCGUGAGCUUGUUCUAGCCAAGAUCAAUAUCCUUGGCCCCGAGUACUUUGAGGAGCUCCUCGCUCAUCACCGAGAAAUCACGGCUGUUGACGCCGAGGGGGAGGAAGGCCAAGAGGCGUUCGAGCAGAGCCUCGAGGAGACGUCGAACGACUUCCACCCCAGAAGCCUUGCCGCCAGCCAAGCGCUGCGUUUAAAGCACGAGCAUUUGAAGAGCAUUACCUAUUUCACGCACCAGUUUGGAGGCAAGGUUCUAGAUAUCAGCACUAACAGCUGCAUAGUGGAGGUGUCUGCGAAGCCCUCUAGGAUCGACUCGUUUUUGAAGCUUAUUGCGCCGUUUGGAAUAUUGGAGUCUGCUAGGACCGGAUUGAUGGCUCUGCCUCGUUCUCCUUUGUAUGGUCCCAACGAGGACACUCUGGUAAAGGAAGCGGAUGAGGUUGUGGAUGCUAGCCAGCUGCCGCCCGGUUAA
Molecule: messenger RNA, 726 nt
Organism: Phaeoacremonium minimum UCRPA7
Lineage: Eukaryota; Fungi; Ascomycota; Sordariomycetes; Togniniales; Togniniaceae
Product: putative acetolactate synthase small subunit protein
Exons: 2
Coding region: 1-726 (241 amino acids)
Biological process (GO): branched-chain amino acid biosynthetic process
Cellular component (GO): mitochondrial nucleoid; acetolactate synthase complex
Molecular function (GO): acetolactate synthase regulator activity
Source: RefSeq, a predicted model, not a curated record